Molecule: messenger RNA, 1638 nt
Organism: Pistacia vera
Lineage: Eukaryota; Viridiplantae; Streptophyta; Magnoliopsida; Sapindales; Anacardiaceae
Exons: 2
Coding region: 305-1300 (331 amino acids)
Source: RefSeq, a predicted model, not a curated record
UAACCAUGCAUGGAAAUGAGUAUUUUAAGUUUUGACGGAAGCAAAACCACCUCGGAUUCAAUAAAGUUGUCUUUUUUAAAAGAAAAUUCAAUUAGUUAUAAAGUGAUGAAGAAAAGCAAAUUAUAAAAUAUAAAUCCAGUUAAGCAUUUGUUCUACACUCACUCUCACUUACUGCCAUCUAUUUGCCAGUUUGGAAAUAUUUCUUUAAUCCCUUGAAAUGCUGCCAAAAACACCUCUGGCAGCUUCUGUUACUCAAUACAUCUUUUACUAGUUCUAAAAACUGAUCGAUAUUCAGUAAUAAUCUAUGUCAAGAUUCAUGCAAGACCAAAUUGGCAUUCCUGCUUGCUUUUCAUCAGGGGAGAAGUUCACUGAUGAUCCCGCCGCGAUAACAAGGUCUGGUCAGAGUGUUUUCAUGUCAGUUUAUCGGACAAAGAUCGCCGAUCAGUGUCGUUUGAUCACCAUCACAUGGUGCAAAAACUUGCUACUUCAUGGCCUUUCGGUAUCAGUAGAAGGAGAGAAAGGAGAGAAGCAGUAUUGCACCUGCAAAGUUGAGCUGAAGCCAUGGUAUUUUUGGAGGAAACAAGGCUCCAAGCGGUUUGUAGUUGACGGUAAAGCAGUUGAUAUAUUUUGGGACCUCAAGGCAGCCAAAUUCAAUGGCGAAACUGAGCCCAUCUCGGAUUACUAUGUUGCAGUUGUUUGUGAUGAAGAGGUUGUGCUCUUACUUGGUGAUCUGAAGAAAGAUGCAUAUAGAAAAACUGGGUGUAGGCCUGCUCUUAUUGAUCCAGUUAUGGUUUCAAGAAAGGAACACAUAUUUGGCAAGAAGAAAUUCUCCACGAAGGUAAAAUUCCAUGAGAAAGGUAGGUUUCAUGAGAUCUCAAUUGAAUGCAAGAAUAGAACAAUAAAUAGUACUGGAAAUACGAGCAAUGGUAAUAUUUCUUCGGGUGGAGGAGUUGAGCCAGAAAUGGAGAUAAGGAUUGAUGGGCAUUUGGUGAUUCACGUCAAGCAUCUUCACUGGAAAUUUAGAGGUAACGAGUCUGUUCAUGUGAAUAAAGCAAGAGUGGAAGUGUAUUGGGAUGUCCAUGACUGGCUAUUUAGUCCAGGUUUAAGACAUGCCUUGUUUAUAUUUAAGCCAAUUAUGUCAUCAUCAUCGUCUCUUUCUUCUCUAUCAAGUACAUCUUCUUCGCCGCCAUUGUCAUCGUUCACAUCAACACCAUUGUCUUCUCAGGCAGGAAGUUGUGAUUCAAUAGAAGGUGGGUCAUCUGAGUUUUCCUUAUUUCUCUAUGCCUGGAAGGUUGAAUGAUGAGAGGAACAUAUAAUCCCCAAUGUUGUAAAAUCUUCAUCAAUUCAUCAUCAUCAACAACAACAACAAUAACAACAACAAGAAGGAAAGAAUAAGGCUAUGGGGUAGGCAAUAUGGAUCGAUGAGGAUGUAGAUUGGUUGAAGAAAGAGGCAAGAUGAUUGGGAGAUGAAGAAAGAAGAAGUGGGGACAAAGAGGAAAGGGAAUAGAAGGUCUCUACAGCUGGGAUUCAACAAGUGGGCCUAAUUGGACAAGACAGAUUGUAUCAUCUACAUGCCCAAUAAUUCCAUCUCUAUACGCAUCUCCGUCUGUUUUUAACAAAAUUCUCCAUUAAUUUUUC